AACUGGCUGCUGCAAGUGAGUCCACCUCUCUGUAAGUGUCUGUUUGUGGGAGGCCAGCUCACUCCAUGUCCACAUCCAGACAACAAGCUGAUACAGAUGUGAGCAGAGGCCGGGGACUGGCAGCCCCCCUGUGCAUGUGGAGUGUGGAACACCACAGCAGCGGUCUCUGGGCACAGUACUUUGGCUGCUGUCAGUGCAGAAUGAGCCCAGAACGGGAUGGAGAGCUCAGGGGGUGGUAGGUGUCUGCGGGUCGCAAGGACAGGACCCCAAACAGUUCCCCCUUUUCCAGGUCACCUAGCAGGUGCGCAGGUGGCGGAGGUUGUGUUGUGGUGCAGAUAUGAUUUAAGCAUCGGAUCUACACAUCCAACAAUGAACAACAGUACGGAGAUCACACUUUAUAGUGCAAAUGUGUCGCCAUCGAACAGCACGGACCUCAAGGAGCAGAAGAUAUCGGUCUUCUUUUCCAUCGUAUUCAUGACUGUGGGAAUAACGUCCAACAGCCUCGCCAUUGCGAUACUCCUGAAAGCCUACCAAAGAUUUAGAAAGAAGUCCAAAGCCUCGUUUCUCCUGUUUGCCAGUGGCUUGGUCUUCACUGAUUUGUUUGGACAUCUCAUUAAUGGGACCAUAGCUGUCUAUGUCUACGCUUCGGACAGAGACUGGUCGAAAUUCGAUCACUCGAACAUUCUGUGCAGCAUCUUCGGCAUGUGCAUGGUAUUCUUCGGCCUCUGCCCGCUCUUACUCGGGAGUGUGAUGGCCGUUGAGCGGUGCAUUGGCGUCACCGAGCCAAUCUUCCACUCCACCAAAAUGACUUCAAGACAUGCCAAAAUCAUAUUGGCAUUCGUCUGGCUAUUUGCCAUCGCAGUGGCCCUGCUACCCAUCCUGACUUUAAGGUCCUACCAUAUCCAGGCCACCAGGACGUGGUGCUUUCUUAAAACAGAACAGAUCAAAGACUGGAUGGACCAGUUCAAUCUGCUGCUCUUCUCCUCCCUGGGACUCCUAGCCCUGGCCAUCUCAUUUCUGUGCAAUGCUGUGACUGGAAUAACGUUGCUCAGGUCCAAACUGAAAAGCCAGCAGCACAGGCAAGGCCGAUCUCAUCAUCUGGAGAUGAUUGUCCAACUUCUGGCCAUCAUGUGCGUCUCUUGCAUUUGCUGGACCCCAUUCUUGGUAACAAUGGCCAACAUUGGACUAAAGAACUAUAAAUCCCAGGAGGCUAAUGAGACAAUACUUUUUUCUCUCCGAAUGGCCACGUGGAAUCAAAUUUUGGACCCGUGGGUUUACAUCCUUCUGAGGAAAACAGUCCUCAAAAAACUUUUCACAAUCGCCAGACGCUGCUGCGGCGUGGAAAUCAUCGGCUUACACGCUUGGGAAUUUAGCUCCUUCAAGAACUCUUUGAAAGUGGCCACCAUUUCGGAAUCUCCCAGCAGCACACGAACAAACACUUUCAGCAUCUCCCAGAAAGCUGACACAGAACAAAAAUGUGAACUCAUGCAAACUAAAUAGAUUUCCUCCUUUAUUUCCUAUGGCGUCUCCCGGUGUACCACAGGCUGGUAUCGUGCGAUGCAACAUCAUUUUCAUCCGUUUGUUCAAUGAGUUACUCCAUUUGAAUCUACCAUGAAGCUUAAUAGGCUAGCUAGAUUUAUAUUUAUUUUUUCAUAGCACGCAGGUCCAUUCUGUGCUAGGUAUGAAUAUACUGCAAGCCAUAAAACAGUAUAGACUUUGUACGUCGCAGUCCGUAACUUCUGACCUGGAGAAUUUCGUAGCAAAUUAGGCCCCAGAUUUAUCAAGCCUUGGAGAGAGAUAAAGUACCAACCAAUCAGCUACUGACUGCCAUGUUACAGGCCGUGUUUGAAAAAUGACAGGAGAUGGUUGAUUGAUACUUUAUGGGGAGACGUACUAAGCCUUGAAAAGUGAUGCAUUUCAUGGUGAUAAUGUAGGAGCUGAUUGGCUGGCACUUUAUCACUGUGCAAUUUAUCAAUCUCCAAGCCUUGAUAAAUCUGAGCCUAACUUGGCUACAUGGAUGUGGGAAUGGGUAAAUUCAUAAGAAGCUGCACCUCUACUAUGAUAGACUCCAUUCUCCCCCAGGUCAGGUGUUUAUAACAUGGUCACAAUGGAGAAUAUUCUAAAAAAUGGUAUUAAAAAUAGCAAAAAAAAGAGAAAAACAACCUCAAAUGGUGUGAGGAUCAUUUAUAAUAUUAUAUAUUACCAUAAUAAUUAAUAACAGUAGGUAAUUUCCACCGGUAACGGAAUAACUUUUUUUGCAGUGAUAAAUACUACUCAUUAUACAACUGCCACCACUAACGUCAACCAAGCAUCAUAACCCAACAGCCCACAAUAAUCCCUAUAUAAAAUACUAUCAAAACAGUAUUAAUAAAGUGCUACAGUAUCUUGUGUAAGUUAUCCUUGAUAAAUCAGCCUACUUUCAAAGUCAGUAACGGAAUCACCAUUCAGGAAACAUGUUACUAUGGCACAGAUUUAUCAAGCCUUGGAGAGUGAUAAAUUGCACGGUGAUAAAGUACCAACCAACCAGCUCCUAAAUGCCAUGUUACAGGCUGUGAAUGAAAAAUGACAGAAGCAGCAGCGGCUCCCACCUCGGUGGAGGAGGGGAGCUUCCUCUGGCCGUGCUGCUGGGUCCCUUCGCCAUCAUCCCUAUCGCCAGGUCCCUUCUCCCUUGUCCCUGCCGCGGGUCUCUGCUCCCUCGUCCCCACCAUCGGACGGUCCCAGCAUCAUUAUAAUGUAGUUUACAGAUGCCGGGACUGGCACAUGUGCAUUAGCGGCGACGGUACUGCGUACACGCAAACCCCGGCUUCUAUGGACUGCAUCGGCUGCAGCCCAUAGAAGCUGGCUAGGGCUGACGAGGCAGGGAGCUGGCUUCCCACAGGAAGCCAGUUCUCUGUCUAUUGAAGCCCGGUCUGGCAGUCCUGGAGGGAGGAAACACCUCCCAAUGGGACUGCCUGUAGUGUCUGUGACUGGCAGGUAGGACUUCCAAUAGGAAGCCAGUGCAGUCUUACAGACUGCAUCUGGCUUCACUGAUACUGAGAGAGAUGGAGGAUUUUACCUGGGGGACUGCAGUCCUGCAACCCAUAGGAACACCCACCACUGGUUAGAAGCUGAUUGGUUGUUACUUUAUCACCGUACAAAUUAUCACUCUCCAAGGCUUGAUAAAUCUGGGCCAAAGUGUGAGUACACAAAAUUACUAAAUUCAGCUUCCAGAAUUAACUCAAUUUUAUUGCAAUCCUUGGGAUACGUCGGCAUAAAUUUGGUAAAAGUUUGGCAAUUUGUGUAACCUGGGCACAAUUUUUAAUACAGUAUUGCAAACACCAAGCUGUGGCAACGAAUCACGAAGUUGGUAUUAAGUAUGGUUACAUUUAUUACAAAAUUACUUUUUAGGUAAUAUCUCAAAAUCUGAAUAAAUAAUCAAACAUUUUUACCUUUUUUGGUAACAGAAUCAACUUUACUGUUGUAUGUUUAAAUGUAACCAUAUCAUGGAGAGAGAAUUAUUCAUGGCUGUGAAAUGUCCAUUCUAUUAACUCUGAUGGUGAGAUAAAAUCUAAUAAUUUAAUUAAAUACAUAUUUUCAUUGCUUUAUAUGCAAAUGAAGUCUGCCAUACUAUUGUUUUCAGUCAGUGAACACUGAUAGUUUAAAGAACCCUAAUAUCAAGCACUAGAUCACAAAUCCUAAUUAUUUUCCUCUAUUAGGAAAAUAUAGCACUUCAGCUGAUCAAUAACGCCAACGCCUUGUUCCUAUGCUGGCUUUUAUGGCUCUAUGUCCAUAUUUUUAUGGAUUUGCCCAGUACAAAAAAUGUUUUUCAUUUUUUUUUUUAAAAAGACCCAACAUUUUAAAAUUGCUUUUACUUAAACCUUAAUUCACUUGAAUGUACCUUUAAAUGUAGCUUUUCCAAAUUUAUAUUUAAAAAAAAUCUAUAUUUAAAUGAUUUUUAUUUUUAGGUAAUUUCUUUAAAAAUAAUUUAGACAAAUUUAAGAUUGUUUUUUUUCCCCUGAAAUUUAAGCUAUUUUUUUUUCUAUCUGCCAUUUUUGAGAAUAUUCUCUAACAUACACCUUGCCAUAUUUUAUUCAGUGUAUUUCGAUUACUACAACAUUAUCGCAUAAAAUAGAUCUAUAUUUUUUAAGAAUGAAUGUAAUUGUUUUCAAUUGUAUGUGCCAUGUGUAGCUUUGUCCUAUUCAAUUUGUGCAAUAGUACUGUAUAUAUGAAAAUAUUUAUGUUGACGGAGUCAAAAAUACGUGUGUUUUGUGUGUGGCUUUUUAUUGUACAAAUGUCCAGGUUACUGAAAAUUUUAUGGAGGACACAAAAGAAAAAUACAGCGUGGAUUAUUGAUAGAAUGUGUAUUGUUGUUAGUUUAUGACAAAUCAUUUUGUAUUAAAAAACCCCAAACUGU
Messenger RNA from Pseudophryne corroboree (corroboree frog), 4393 nucleotides. RefSeq names its product prostaglandin F receptor (gene PTGFR). The transcript has 4 exons. Gene Ontology annotation, molecular function: prostaglandin F receptor activity. Gene Ontology annotation, cellular component: plasma membrane. Gene Ontology annotation, biological process: positive regulation of cytosolic calcium ion concentration; inflammatory response; adenylate cyclase-activating G protein-coupled receptor signaling pathway. The coding region runs from base 217 to 1500 and encodes 427 amino acids. NCBI's taxonomy places the organism in Eukaryota, Metazoa, Chordata, Amphibia, Anura, Myobatrachidae. The record is from RefSeq and is a predicted model, not a curated record.